Corythoichthys intestinalis (scribbled pipefish) is the source of this 8477-nucleotide messenger RNA. It is a transcript of the gene celf5a, whose product is annotated as cugbp, Elav-like family member 5a. The record is from RefSeq and is a predicted model, not a curated record. Gene Ontology annotation, cellular component: cytoplasm; ribonucleoprotein complex; nucleus. Gene Ontology annotation, molecular function: mRNA binding. Bases 378 to 2015 code for a protein of 545 amino acids. Lineage: Eukaryota; Metazoa; Chordata; Actinopteri; Syngnathiformes; Syngnathidae. The transcript has 13 exons. Gene Ontology annotation, biological process: mRNA splice site recognition; regulation of alternative mRNA splicing, via spliceosome.
GAGAGGAGGCAGGGUGCCAAUUUUCUGUUGACCGCCAGCAUUUCAUCUACUAGUAUUCUAUCCAAUCGAAUUAGAUUGGCUACCGGUACGCUCAUAUGUGACUUGUUUAUUUUUUGGUUCACUUUAAGAUCUACGCAAUCACGGUGCUCACUUUUGCGAUAUAUAUAGUAGACAAACGCAUGUCACCAGUUAAGCUCGAGCGGAUGGGAAAGUGACAAAAGUAGACGGCAAUAGUCAUGUGAUCAAAGUUUAUGAUACAUGCGAUCGCAUAAAGACAAUAGACAAAUGAACGCCAUCGGAUAACAGUCCCAGCCUCAAGCGAGUCUUCGUGGAUGCAGCGCGUCUGACAGAGCCCCGCUCUGCCCUCUAUCUCGAGAAUGGCCAGAUUCACUCAGACUGAAACAAGAAGGCAGCAGCAGCAGCAGCAUCCUCCUCCUCCUCUUCCUCCUCCUCCUCAGCAGCAUCCCGCUCCACACUCCUCCAGCCUGCUCCUCAACGGACCGAGCCCGGCACCACUGCUCCUGAUCCCGCACCACCAGCCCCAGUACCAGCACCAGUACGCCCAGAUCCCACUGCCCAAACCCAUGAACGGCUCGGAACCCAUUUCACUUCAUCCGGAGAGCGGCGCCAUGAAGGACCAGGAUGCCAUUAAGCUGUUUAUCGGGCAGAUACCGCGGAACUUGGAGGAGAAGGACCUGAAGCCUCUCUUUGAACAGUUUGGGAAGAUCCACGAACUGACAGUUCUCAAGGACCGCUACACCGGCAUGCACAAAGGUUGCGCGUUCCUCACCUAUUGCGCCCGAGAGUCCGCCAUCAAAGCCCAGAACGCCCUCCACGAACAGAAAACACUGCCAGGGAUGACUCGCCCCAUCCAGGUUAAGCCAGCUGACAGCGAGAGCCGUGGAGAGGACAGGAAGUUGUUCGUGGGGAUGCUGAAUAAACAACAGACCGAGGAGGACGUCUACCGCCUAUUCGAACCCUACGGAGUCAUCGAGGAGUGCACGGUCCUAAGAGGUCCUGACGGCAACAGCAAAGGUUGCGCCUUUGUCAAGUUCUCCACACACACUGAGGCUCAGUCAGCAAUUGGCGCCCUACAUGGAAGUCAGACAAUGCCAGGAGCCUCCUCCAGCCUGGUGGUCAAGUUCGCCGACACAGACAAAGAGCGCACCAUCAGACGCAUGCAGCAGAUGGUCGGCCAGUUUGGCAUCUUCAACCCCGCCAUCGCCCUUCCCUUCAGCACCUACAGCUCUUACGCACAUGCGCUCAUGCAGCAGCAGGCGGCCAUCAUGGCGGCAAGCCAUGGCGGUUACCUGACGCCGAGUGUGGCUGCCUUUCCCGCCACGCAGAUCCACCAGAUGGGGGCGCUCAACAUCAACAGCCUGCCACCCACCCCCAUGACCCCGGUGUCGGGUGAGUUUCAUCAAGCCUUGGGCCUAAGUUCUCCACCAGCCAACAUCACCACUUCCGCCGUGCCCAGCAUCGUCACUCCCAUCGUCAACGGAUUCACCGGCAUCCCUCAUCAGCCCAACGGACACCCUGCCGUGGAGACGGUCUACACCAAUGGCCUUCCGCCUUACUCCACUCAGAGCCCUACCGCCGCUGACACCCUGCAGCAAGCCUUCACCGGGGUACAGCAAUACACAGCUAUCUACCCGGCCACCACGCUGACUCCCAUUGGUCAGACGCUGCCCCAAGCGCCCCAGGUCAUCCAGCAGCAGCAACAGCAGCAGAGAGAAGGUGAGGGUCCGGAGGGCUGUAACCUGUUCAUCUACCACCUGCCACAGGAGUUUGGGGAUAAUGAACUCAUGCAGAUGUUUCUGCCCUUCGGCACUGUCAUCUCAUCCAAGGUGUUCAUGGACCGGGCGACCAACCAGAGCAAGUGUUUCGGCUUCGUGAGCUUCGAUAACCCCGCCAGUGCGCAAGCAGCUAUUCAAGCCAUGAACGGCUUUCAGAUUGGCAUGAAGAGGUUGAAAGUUCAGCUAAAGAGACCGAAGGAUGCCAGCCGCCCUUACUGACACAGCCUACCUUUAGUAUUCACCGCAGCAGCAGCAGCAGCACAGGUUUUAGACGACACGUGAAGAUAUUUCGGAGGGGCUUAUCUCUUCUUUUUUUUUUCCUCGGAAAGCAACAUAUGUUUUUAAGAAAAAAAAAAUCAACACGUAAGGAUUUUUUGGGGGGGAAGACAUAUCAGCAUUUACUUAUGAAGACGUAAGUUGCGGCGGCACGAGAUGAGGAGACGCGUCGCCGGGGGACGCGAACAGAUGGCACAGUACGAGAAAGGAAAGGAAGAAAAAAAAACUGGGGGAAAAUGAAACAAAAAGACUUGAUCAACAGAACUUUUUUUUCUUGUUGAGACUUGAAUUGUUAACGAAGCAACAAACUAACAAACAGGAAAAAGCAGCAACGACAAAUAGAUUUCUAUAUACAUAUUCUAUACACAUAUAUAUAAAUGAGAGAUGCGCUUGUGGCUUUUGCUGCUCCUUGGACAAAUGAGGGUUCACAAAAGGCGAAGACGGGAGGCGGAAAGAGCCUCUUUCUCCUUCUCCCUCUGUUUCUCGUGACGUCUCGCAGCAAGCGCAGCGCCACCGGCCCUGGAGGAGGUCACCGAGGUUUCUGUUAGCGACAGUACAACUGAGAAUCUUUCAGCCUAAAACGGGACCAAAGGACCAAACACAUUUGUAUUGUUCUGAAACAGUAACGCAUAGUAUUCCUUCAUGAGACUACAGUACUACAAAUGAUAUUAUGGAAAAAACUAGCUUCAGGUUGAAAGAAAGAAAAAAAAGAGGGAAGGUUUUUUUCACUACGUAUGGGUUGGAGAAUAUUAAAAGAAAAUGUGAAAAAAAAUAAGCUAUACUAUUUUAGUGAUGUAGAAUAUGUGGGAUGGGUAUUGUUAUGGGCACGGGUUCAUCUUCAUCGUUCAUCUCAUCACAGAAAAAACAUUGUGAAAAUGACAUUAUAAAUGCCAUAUUGUUAUCGGGGAAAUUUCCAAAUUUGUACAAACUUGCUGUUUUGAAAAGGCAAAAACCUGCUGCGUAACUAAUUGUACAGCAAACAGUGAAAGCAAGGCUUCUUAAACAUUUUUCACAAAGUACCAGGUCCCACUAUAAAGACCAACAUUAAAAUAAGCAAAGUAACACAACAUGCUCAAAUAUAGAACAGUUUUUUCCAAAGUGAUUACAUUACAUAAAUGUGAGCCAUAAUCUCCGACACUAAACACUUGGUUAAAACCUUUUAAAAUGAGAAAGAAAAAAAAAAACGAUUCAUAAAGAUUUAAUGCAACUCGAAAGCCCCUUUCACACACAUAUCCUGGUAAAUUCUCAUAUAAGGUGAUGCAGGAUUUACUCGCGUCAUUGCUUUCACGCAAGGAGAGAUACCCUGGGAAUGACGCAGGAUGGACACAUUCACAUACUUGUCCCGUGUUGCCCACUCAGCGCUCUCUGUGCGGGGAGGGAUGCUGGCGCGAUUUUAUAACUCCUAUAUUACGGUAUGUUCUUUUUGGUCGGCAUCAGCUGUCACAUUCUGUUGGUCAGAUUGUGUUUUUAGUUACAGUUUGUGGAAGCGUUCCCGCUGUCGUGCCUGCAGCCAAAUCGAGCUCAUCAAGACUGUAUUUAAGCCCAGGCCAUCCAAGAGAAGGGUGCCGAGAUAUUAACUUGCUAGGCACCAUUCGGCACCUCGUACUUUCGAAUUUGCUAGCUUGUUCGUCUGCCGCCUUUGUUUUGGAAUCCCCUACAUUGUGCUGGUAUUUGAGUGUAUUUGUUUUGUUGUCUUAACUCAUUCACUCCCAGCCAUUUUCACCAGAGCAGGGCCCUUCACUCCCGGCCGUUUUACUGGAUUUUGACUGAUUUUGCAAGGCCCACAGAAAAUUCUGUUCUAUUGCUAUAUAAACAUGGAACCCACCAAAAGAAAGAAAAGACUCUCGUCUUUCAGCAGGGAAAAAAAGUUAGUUCAUCAUUUUCCAUUCUUUAGAAAUCAGCAUUAGAAAAUAGCUUAGUUUGAGCAAUUUUCCAAUUUCUGAUAAAAAAAACAGAAAUUGAACUUUUUGUGAAAGCAUACAUUUCAAACAUAACUUUGACUUUAACACAGCUAUUUUUUGCUUUAGUUACAUACCAAACAUCUGAAUAAUGUUUUCCAAAAUAACAUAAACAACAAGACAAAUAGAGCUUUUGAUAGCGAAAUAUAAAUAAAUACAUUUAUUCACACAUUACUAACAGAGAUGACGCUGUUAUGGCCGUAACAGUCGGUUAAACUUUUCCCUCAUCGCCGCCUGUCUCAUAAAGAUUUUUUUUGAGUCUCUGCGGGGUCUGCUCGGCGAGCAGCACGGACUCAACUACAUCGUCCGCUGCACUGGUGGUCCCAGUCGUUCUGCUCGGUCGUCCAGCGCCUGGCAUGCCGGGCGUCCUCUCGGUUGUUCUGCUCGGUAGUCCGCCGCCUGGCAUCCUCCCGCCGGCGCCCCGGCCGUGCGGCCAGCCUGUUCGUUGCCGUUGAAUCGGGUUGCCAAAUGCGCUACUGUGGCCAGUUUUCUUGCUUUAAAAUGGAUUUUUAGCUUUGUGCUUUGGAGCUCAGUUGAAUCAGAACCGAGAGAUGUCUCUUAUGGAAAAAAAUGUAAAAGACGUAUAAAUAUGUCUUUGGGACACCGAAACAAUUAAAAAUAGAACGUUUUGGGGAGCAAAUGAGUUAAUGGCUGUCUGCCUACCGAUUAUUAUAAUUAUAUUAUUGAGCCCCAUCGACCUACUGUCACGGACCCUUUGUGUUAUUCCCCCAAUUCCGCAAUCGCGUGUAUUUUUGUUUGUAUUUAAUAAACCCUAGUACUCAUUUCUCCUUUGUUUUUUGCCUUGGGGUACAACCUUGUUUCCGCAGUUGCGGACCCUAGUAUCAGCAACAAAAUAUACCACACAUUUCCAAAGAUCGAUCGGCCCAACGAUCCACUAGCAAUUUAAUUUAGUUAUGUUUUCAGUGUAAUUUAGCUAUUUCCAGCUUGCUAUUUUGAUAAUUGUGAUGUUUAUUUACCGCUUAUCCUCUUACUGCUGUUGAAAUUCGCCCCACCCGGCCAAGACGCACGGAAACAGCGACAGCCAAAACAAGUGCCGCUCGGCCGAUGCUGCCCCCGCGCGCGCCAACCGGGAAGGCAGAACUUCGCGCGAUCUCUUCUUAUUUUUAACCCUUUGUACUGACUCCAUGUUUCAAAAGUUUGAGGAACACUCACCAAAAACAGGUUGACAAUUUAUUCGUCGACAGUGGUCAAAAACAUGGCAAAAACAGACGACGGAGGGACAAUUCUGGAUCCAAAACAAGGCUACAUGUUUCCGAGCAGCAAAAAUCUGUGUUAUCUCAGUGUCCAGUCUUUUUAAAGUCCGUGCUGAAGCGGGCCGUGCUGAAGGUGUGUCCGAAGGUGUGUCUGGGCGUUGCUUUUGGGUCUUCCCCUCUGUGGCUGGUUUUGGGCGGCUUAGGUUCGUGCGCGGAUGGGACGCCUGCUAUCAACUUUGUUGUCCGGGCUGGCUUGUACUUGUUUUAGGACAAAGCGCUUUGUCCUUGGAGUUUGCUGGGAGAGCUGAUUGCAAGAGUUGGUGCGUCAAUCUUGUUUGUGACGCACGCAGAGGUGUAUGUGAAAGGGGCUUGAGUAAAAUGCAAGUGAACCAUAUUUGGAGAGUAAUUCUUCCACGAGAGGUAAUCCAUUUACCACAAUUGCUGCUCGUACUGCACUUUGACUCCCUCCCCGUUAUCCCUAAAGAUCAAAAUGGCUUUUGCGACAGGUCACUUCAUUUCCCUUGAAACAAAUCGCUAAAAAUACUUUUCUCAUUUCAGUGAACAAACCACCGUGACACAAAACUAUCACUCAAAAAACACACCGCAUUUGUACUUUGCUACUUCCCAAGAGCAAUAUUGUGGCUACUCUUCAACUUCAUCCUUCACACAUUUCCCCUCUUUUCCUUCCUUUCGUUGCAUCAUUAAAGUCUUUGCUUUCCAGCUAAUCUGACCGUAAAGCAGCGUGCUAAAAGAGCCAUCCGGCUGAGACGCACGUGCGCUGCACUAAAACAGCACAGUGUCUGUAACGGCUUCAUAAAAUAUACAAAUGAGCGUGACAGUGGUUGUAAACAUCACGGCCAGCGUGGAGCCAAGGCAGCUCCUGCACGGGUCGCGCCCUCUCCCGCUGCCAAGCCUCUCCAGCUGCUCACGGCAGGGAGAGCGUCCUCCCCUGUCGCCUCGCCUCCUGGUGCCAGCAUAUCUCUCUCUCUUAAUAGGAGCCAUCAGUUCCCAGAGCUGCAUAAUGAGGAUGAUGGUAAUAUUGAUCCAAUGGGAAGGGGGGUGAAAUAUGCGCAAUCAAUUAUGAAUUUGGCUUGCUGGAGUUCACAUUUUGCUCAUGAUCAGUGGAUGCAGUUUUCUUUUCUGUCGUGUAUCGCGAUAUACUCCUCCAAGUCACUAAUCUGGCUUGUCAGUGGUUGACUUUGGAAAGAAGUACAGAAAGUGUUUGGAAGAAGGUAAAAAGUCUUGUCACUUGGAUAGGACUUGCCUUUAUUGAGCCAAGGCAAAUAUUUUACCGUAUUUUUCGGACUACAAGUCGCACUUGAGUAUAAGUCGCACCAGCCAUAACAUGCCCAACGAAGAGAAAAAAUAUAUAUACAAGUCACACCGGAGUAUAAGUCGCAUUUUUGGGGGAAAUUUACUUGAUAAAAUCCAACACAUAGAACAGACAUAUCAUCUUGAAAGGCAAUUUAAUAUAAAAAUACAAUACUGAACAACAUGCUGAAUAAGUGUACAGUGUACAGUGCCUGAACAACGAAAUGCGAAUGUACUGUCCUCACCAGAACGCUACGGCUCGUUCCUGGCUAUUCAGCGGGCUAAACUCCCAAAUGACGAUGCUGGACAUCCGUAUAAUUUGCUGGAUCAAUUUUGUCCUCGAUACCAAACAGGUUCGCAUCGACGUAAAUAAAUGAUAAUUAGGUGCUUUUACAGCAAUAACAUGACACAAACGGUUAGCAAGCGUUUGCUAGCAUUAGCACAUCAUUCAAACAACCACACAACUGGCUCUAAGUGUCCGAUCGCGGGUGGAAAACACACAACAACAAGAGAAAAGAUGAUACACACAGGUGUUGCCUCUGUAGCGAUAUUUCACAAGCAUAAACAAUGAACGUAGGUUCGCAGCCGUUUCUCUCUCGCUAACUCGCCCACUCACUCAGAGCUACGUACUGUAGCUGUCGGUCUUCUUCUGGCGUGUGAGCGCGCUUCUUCACGUAAACAAGUGCGAGUGCGCCCCCACGUGGGCGUGAAAGCGCCACAAACUAAAAGCAUACAUUUCAAUUUAAAAAAGUCAAUACUACAAUUGAACACACAUUGCCAAAGGUAGAACGCGAACGUGGCCAUAGCUAGUAAGUUAUUCAGAUAACUAUAGCAUAAAGAACAUGCUAAGAAGUUUACCAAACCAUCAGUGUCACUCCAAAACACAAAAAUAACAUGUGAAAUGAUAUCAUAAUGUGUUUAUAAUUUCACACAUAAGUCGCUCCUGAGUAUAAAUCGCACCCCCAGCCAAACUAUGAAAAAAACUGCGACUUAUAGUCCGAAAAAUACGGUACAUUGGGAAAAAUCUCACAGUACAGCACCAAAAAUACAUCACAAAAAGUGUCUGCAAAAAGGCGUAAUAAUCUCUUAUUCUGUGGUAUCAAUAAUAACAAGUUACGCAGGCUUUUGCCAGUUCUUGGGUUUGGGGUUCGAGUCUCGGCUGCAGCAUUUCUGGGAGUACACACCUCUAUCUCAAAUCACUUCCUCAAUGAAAUUGAUAAAUGGUAAAUGGUGUUGUACUUGUAUAGCGCUUUUCAACCUUUUUCAAGGUGUUUAAAGCGCUUUACACUACAUUGCCAUCUACCUACUGGUGAAAAAUGAAAUUAAUACCCUCCCGCCAGUUUUUUUUAAACAUUUUUUUCCAAAGAAAUAUUGCACUCAACAGUAUUGUUUUAUAUAUAAAAACAUACUAAUAGUAUUUGGUCUCCACAUAACCUGCAAGUACAGAAAAUGUGAGCACAAAACACUAAAACUUUACCUUGUUCUAUUUCUUCUGUGGUGUCUAUUUGGAGUUGCCAAACCUGAGUGGUGCAUUACUGCCACCAACUGUUCAAAGUGAGGAAACCAAUGUGAAUCUAUAGUGGCUGGAAAUUUUGAAGUAUGUUGCCGCCAUCUAGUAGCAAGGGUGUAAAGUACAAGUGUAUUGUCUCGAAAAACUCUCAAGUCAAGGCACUCAUAUGUCAAGGCACCAUAGUACAGUAAACCAAACAUCUCCCACAUUCUAAUAACAUGUUUGGGUCAUGUAAGACAAGACCUUUUGAUACAAUUGCUCUGAUCAAAGAAUGGUGACAGAUUCAUUACUGCCUACCUACAGUCCCUGACAAAAGUCUUGUCGUUUAUCCAUUUUGUAGAAACAUUUGCUAAUAACCUGAUUUUUAAUUAUUCAAUUGGUUUCAGAAAUGGCUCGUAUGAAAGCGAAGACC